Molecule: messenger RNA, 3164 nt
Organism: Lycium ferocissimum
Lineage: Eukaryota; Viridiplantae; Streptophyta; Magnoliopsida; Solanales; Solanaceae
Product: putative late blight resistance protein homolog R1B-12
Exons: 4
Coding region: 447-1904 (485 amino acids)
Biological process (GO): defense response to other organism
Molecular function (GO): ADP binding
Source: RefSeq, a predicted model, not a curated record
AGGAUAGGGGAUAGUAAUUACUCUCUCCCUUCAUUUUUACUUAUCUUUAAUUAUAUAUAUUUAUUAAAAAAUAAUAAAUAAAAUACAUAAUUUAUUAAUAUAUUCAUAUUAAUUGAUGUAUACUUUUAUUAAAUUUGAAAAAUAAUUUAAAGUAAGUAUUUAAUAAUUAAUAUUAUGAAUAAAAUAAAAUAAUUUUUUUUUUAAUAUGCUAAAAGUAAAAAAUUAUUUUUAAGAAUAAGUAAAAGUGAACGGAAUGAAUGGUUCAAGCAAAAGGUUCCCUGUUAGACGUUUCCUCCUAGUUUCCAAGCAAAAAGUCCCUGUUUAGACUUUUCAAAACCAAAAAGCAAAAAAGAAUUGCAGCACGUUCUUGACUUUUCAUUCUACCUUCCAUUGUUCCUCCCUCCAUCACUAGAGAGAACACCAAGUUCAUCAAAGCAAAGGAAGUGAUGGUCGGUUUUGAAACAGAGACUGAAAUGCUGAUAGAGCAACUUGUGACAGGACCUCGGGAAUUAGAUGUGAUCUCAAUUUUUGGAAUGCCAGGACUAGGCAAAACAACUUUGGCUAAGAAAUUGUAUGAUCAUGAAGCAAUUUCCAAUCGCUUCGAUAUUCACAUGUGGUGUUGUUCUUCCCAAUCUUAUGAUAAUAGAGCUCUCUUGUUUCAAUUAUUGGGUCAUAUUUCUGAGCUUGAUGAUAGUACCAAAAAAAUGAGUAAUGAUGAACUAGCUGAGAAGCUAUACAAACAUUUGAAGAGAAAGAGGUACCUUGUUGUUGUGGAUGACGUGUGGAGUUCUGAGGCAUGGGAUGAUAUAAAGAGACCUUUUCCAGAUGAUGAUAAGGGAAGUAGGAUUAUUUUGACAACCAGACUUGAAUCGAUCGCUUCAUAUGCCAUGAUCUCAUCGAGUCCUCAUCACCUUCGUUUGUUCACAGAAGAAGAGAGCUGGAUGUUACUGAAGGAGAAGGUAUUUAGAGAAGGUGAUUCUCCCCAAGAACUCGAGGGGAUAGGUAAGCAAAUAGCGAUAAAGUGUGGAGGAUUACCCCUAGCAGUUGUAUUGGUAGCUGGUCUUCUUGCAAAACACGAUCACAAGGAAGUAAUUUACUGGGAAGAAGUAGCUGAAAGUUUGAAAUCAGAAAUGAAAGAUUACAUGGACAUAGUUGAACCGAGUUACAAGGACUUACCCAUUCAUUUGCAAAAAUGCUUUCUCUACUUUGCUUCAUUUCUGGAGGACCAGAAAGUUCCAGUCAAAAAACUGAUAAGACUAUGGAUCGCGGAAAAUUUUGUUGAAACCUGUACUACAUCGAGCAGCUUAGAGUUGGUUGCGAUGGAUUAUUUGAUUGAUUUAAUUAGCAGGAACCUAGUAAUGGUAGCAAAAACAGAUUCCUUAGGGGAGGUCAAAGCCGUCCAUAUUCAUGAUUUAAUACACGAAUUCAGUCGGAUGAAAGCUAAAAGUGGAAACUUUUUGCUGAGGAUACAUAAUCAGUUUGUGAUUAUAUUUCCAUCUUCCCAAGGGAGGUCUGGACUUCUGAAUAUCGUAGAACCAACUAUUGGAGUUAGUUCUGGAGAAAAUAUCACCACAUUACGUUUCAGUCCCAGUGUAAAUUCUCCUUUGGUUGAUUUAGAUUUGACUGGAUCCUGGAAGCACCUGAGAGUAUUAGAUUUGAGUUCCGUAAACCUGUGUAAGACACUUGUAUAUGCAUUACAAUAUCUGAUUCAUUUGAAGUAUUUGGAGCUGCAGUAUCCUGAUUACAUUCCGUAUCAAAUAUGCAACCUAAAGGAGCUAGAGACAUUUAUAGUGACCGGAAUCUAUCGUAAAGACUGCAUUCCAAAUUCCAUUUGGGAUAUGACAAGCUUGGAGACAUCUGCAUUUAACUUGUCUAUAUACGUGGCAACUAUUAGAGGAUCUUGACAACUUGAAAACAUGUUCCGAUCUGGUUAUUAAUUCUGGAGAGUAUUACCAGAAAUUUAUGAAAAGAUUACCCAGUCUUGAAAAGCUCAGCUGUCGAUUAUAUAGAACCUCUUAUAGAAAUUUCUUUCCUGCUUUUGACUCUCUCAGACAACUCAAAUCUCUCAAGAUUGGUGUCUCUGAGCUUGUGCCAGCAUUAGAUCCUUAUGGUUUUGAGGACUUUACGUACCCAUCAAACCUCAAGAAAUUAACUUUGGUAAAUCUUAAGCUCCCCUGGAGUAAAAUUUCAACCAUUGGCAGAUUGCCCAACCUUGAAGUUCUGAAAUUAGAGCAACAUGCUUUCAAAGGGAGACAAUGGGACGUUAACGACGAGGACUUUCCUAACCUUAAAGUCUUGAAACUAAUGGAUCUAGGAUUCUCAAAAUGGACUGCAUCUGAUGACUCAUAUCCCAACCUACAACAAGUACUGAUGCAAAGUUGUUGGAACCUAAAAGAAAUUCCUGAAAGUUUCGGGAGCAAGUGUACAAUGCAACUGAUUGAGGUAAGAUCAUGUCCCUCUAUUGAAAGCGCUGCCCUGGAAAUUAAGGAAAUGCAAAUUGAGGAGAUGGGAAAUUCGGAAUUCAAGGUCAAUAUUUGGAAGUGGAAAUCACAAAUCUUCAACGAAAGGGUUGUUUAGUUCGGUUUCUUUGUCUUGUAUGGUAUGCAAGGUCCUCCUUUAAUUGGCUUGAUCUGAGAGUUCAAUCCCUACCAUUAGGUUGUCUAAUACAAGAGUUUUCCUUAUAAUAAGACAGACUCCUCAAGCUCAGAUAUAUAGAGAUUUUGUUUUAGUUCAGUUGAUGCUGUCUUUAUCUUUAACUACUCAUUGUCCUGAGUAGAUGUUUUGUGAAUGAAAGAGCGAGAAGAAGGGGAGAUAGAUCAAGUGUCAUUUCAACACUUAAUGUGCUAUUAUUAUGGGGCCAACUACAAGCUACAUUAAAUUGGUGGGAGAGACUCCAACUGUGAGGUAGAUGAUGUGGUUCCUUUUACAGAAACUCUAAUUCAUGGGAGGUUGGACAAAUUAUGAUUAGAAAAAAAUAAGUUAUUUGAAGUAGUUUUGACAUAUGAUCAGAAUUUUAGGUUGAAGAUAUAUUGUUUCUUAUGCAUAUUGACCUUACGAUUUUUAUUUCUAGAGAGACAUUUAUUUUGAUCACAUAUUAGUAUGUGUUUGACUUUUAAUCAAGGAGAUGGAUAUAUAAGAAUAAAAUGACUUAAUCUGUAGGUAAA